Messenger RNA from Megalops cyprinoides (Indo-Pacific tarpon), 7558 nucleotides. It is a transcript of the gene myo10, whose product is annotated as myosin X. The record is from RefSeq and is a predicted model, not a curated record. Gene Ontology annotation, molecular function: ATP binding; protein binding; cytoskeletal motor activity. Gene Ontology annotation, cellular component: cytoskeleton; myosin complex. NCBI's taxonomy places the organism in Eukaryota, Metazoa, Chordata, Actinopteri, Elopiformes, Megalopidae.
UGUAUUGAACAGAGAGACAAAGUGCCCUAGCGCACCACGUCUGGUCGCCGUUUAAAGUGUUCCGGCGCCAUACGUUGUAUUUUUCUAUUUGCGUAAAAGGAUACCUAUCUCUGAAUGAAUGAAAUGUCACAUGGUAUUUUUUUAGUUCAGUAAUCUACGAAACAAAGGCAGUUCUGUGGAUAAGUGUGAUUUUUUUUCUCCCUGCUAUCCCCGAAGAAUUCUGGAACGGGAAUAUCUGAAACGGACUGAGAAUUGAUCAAAACCCUUCACCGAUGCCUUAGUUGUGCAUAUCAUUAACACAUGGUUCGGCUGGAAAUCGUACAUACUGUAAUCCCUUUGGAUUAAUUAAGGAAGGAACAUGGAUAAUUUCUUUACAGAGGGGGACCGUGUUUGGUUGCGAGAAGAUGACCAGUAUCUCCCCAGCACCGUGUCAUCCUGCUCAGGGGGUGUGGUCGUGUUCACUACUGACUACGGACAGGUGUACACCUACAAGCAGAACGCCCUGACGAGGCAGAAGGUGCAGGCCAUGCACCCCAGUAGCAGCGUCGGUGUGGAGGACAUGGCUGGGCUGGGAGACCUCCACGACGGAGCCAUCAUGCACAACCUGUUCCUCCGCUACCAGCAGAAGAACAUCUACACGUAUAUCGGCUCCAUCCUGGCAGCAGUGAACCCCUACCAGCCAAUCCCCCACCUGUACGACCGGUCAACCGUGGAGCUCUACAGCAGGCACUUCCUGGGGGAGAUCGCUCCGCACAUCUUUGCCGUGGCCAACGAGUGCUACCGAUCCCUGUGGAAAAGGCAGGAGAACCAGUGCGUUCUGAUCAGUGGUGAAAGUGGGGCUGGAAAGACGGAGAGCACCAAGCUGAUCCUCAAGUUCCUGUCGGCCAUGAGCCAGCACUCCCUGGAGACCUCAUCCAAAGAGGGGACGUCCCACGUGGAGCAGGCCCUGCUGGAGAGCAGUCCGAUCAUGGAGGCCUUCGGAAAUGCCAAAACCGUCUACAACAACAACUCCAGCCGCUUCGGGAAGUUCGUGCAGCUCAACUUCUGCCAAAAGGGGAACAUCCAGGGGGGUAAAAUUGUGGACUAUUUACUAGAGAAGAACCGGGUCGUGAGGCAGAACCCUGGAGAGAGAAACUUUCACAUAUUCUACGCUCUGCUGGCUGGGUGUGACCCAGAGCAGAGGGAGGCCUUUGGUUUGUCCAAACCGGACACCUACUAUUACCUGAAGCAGUCCGGAUGCGUGGCGGACAAGACAAUCAAUGACAAAGACACUUUUCAGGAAGUUCUGACCGCCAUGCGGAUCACGCAGUUCAGCGAGGAGGGCAUCCGGGAGAUCCUGCGGCUGCUGGCGGGGAUCCUGCACGCCGGGAACAUCGAGUUCAUCACCGCCGGCGGGGCGCAGGUCUCGUCCAAGUCAGCUCUAAGCAGGGCGUCGGAGUUGCUGGGGCUGGACUCUGCACAGCUGGCCGAGGUGCUGACCCACAGAUCCAUGAUUCUCAGGGGGGAGGAGAUCAGCACCCCACUCACUGUAGAGCAGGCGGUGGACUCCAGAGACUCUAUGGCCAUGGCACUUUACUCCCAGUGCUUCACCUGGAUCAUCCGGAAGCUCAACAACAGGAUACGAGGAAAGGAGGACUUCAAGUCCAUCGGGAUCCUGGACAUAUUUGGGUUUGAGAACUUUGAGGUCAACCGAUUUGAACAGUUCAACAUCAACUAUGCAAAUGAGAAACUUCAGGAGUACUUCAACAAGCACAUAUUCUCACUGGAGCAGCUCGAGUACAACAAGGAAGGGCUGGUCUGGGAGGACAUCAACUGGAUGGAUAAUGGUGAAUGCUUGGAUCUAAUCGAAAAGAAACUUGGAAUCCUGGCACUAAUUAAUGAGGAGAGCCACUUUCCCAAAGCCACUGACAGCACUUUGUUGGAGAAGCUCCAUGGUCAGCACUCGAAAAACUCCUUCUAUGUGAAACCACGUGUUGCCGUCCACUUCUUUGGGGUGAAGCACUACGCCGGGGAGGUGGUGUACGACGUGAGGGGCAUCCUGGAAAAGAACCGCGACACCUUUCGGGAUGACGUACUCAACCUGCUGCGAGAGAGCAGGUUGGACUUUGUCUAUGACAUGUUCGAGCACGUCUCCAGCCGCAAUAACCAGGACACCCUCAAGUGCGGCUCCAAGCACAGAAAGCCCACCGUCAGCUCCCAGUUUAAGAAUUCUUUGCACUCCCUGAUGGCCACCCUCAGCACAGCCAAUCCAUAUUUUGUGCGCUGCAUCAAGCCCAACACUGACAAGAUGCCUGAUCACUUUGACCAGACGGUGGUUCUGAACCAGCUCAGGUAUUCCGGCAUGCUGGAGACGGUGCGGAUCCGCCGGGCCGGUUUCCCCGUCAGGAGGCCCUUCCAGGAUUUCUGUGCCAGGUACAAGGUUCUGAUGCGGGACCUGUCCCUGCCGGACGACCCCAGGGGGAAGUGUACCGGGCUGCUCAGCCUCUACGACAGCAGCAGCGCCGAGUGGCAGCUGGGGAAGACCAAGGUGUUCCUGCGGGAGUCUCUGGAGCACAAGCUGGAGAAGCAGAGGGAGGUGGAGGUCCUCCGCGCCGCCAUGGUCAUUCAGGCGCACGUCAUGGGCUACGUGGCACGGAAGCAGUACAGGAGGCUGCUGCAGUGCAUUGUGGUCAUCCAGAAGAACUAUCGGGCUUUCUACUGGAGGCGGAGGUUCCUGCAUCUGCGCUGGGCGGCACUCACCUUCCAGAAGCUUCUGAGGGGCCGGCUGGCCCGCCGGGCGUACUGCCAGCUGCUGGAGGAGAGGAGGAGGAGGGAGGAGGAAGAGCGGCGCAUGAGGGCGGAGGAGGAAGAGAGGGAGAGGCAGAAGAUGGAGGUGGAGCGUCUCGCUCGCGAGGAGGAAGAGGCCCGGCGGUUGGAGGAGCUGGCCGCCCGCGCACAGGAGGCAGAGGUGGAGACGGAGGCGGAGGAGCGGGAGCCGCGCCCACCGGACACCACGCAGGUGGAAGAGAUCCUGCGGCUGGAGCGGGAGAUCCAGGAGCUGCAGCGGCAGAAGGAGCAGCAGGAGCUGUCGCUGACGGAGGCCUCUCUGCUCCGGCUGGAGCGCCUGCGGGACGAGGAGCUCCGGCGGCUGGAAGACGAGGCCUGCCGCGCCGCACAGGAGUUCCUGGAGUCGCUCAACUUCGACGAGAUCGACGAGUGCGUCCGCCACAUCGAGAGCUCGCUGGGCACGGCCGCCGAGAAGCCGGGCUUCAGCCCGACCCGCGGCCCGGGCGGCGGGCGGGAAGACGAGGAGGAGGUGGACGAGGGCUUCGGGGCCGACGACGAGGCCUUCAAGGACUCACCCAACCCCAGCGAGCACGGCCACUCGGACGGCCAGCGCACCAGCGGCAUCCGCACCAGCGACGACUCGUCCGAGGAGGACCCUUACGUCAACGACGGCGUGGCCCCGCCCCCUCCCCCCCCGGCCCCGCCCGUCCCUCAGGCCUACCACAGCGCCUCCUCCAGCGCCGACUCCGCCUACUGCCGACUGCAGGGCCCCGACGCCCAGGACGGGGACGCCGUGGACCUAAUCCCGCCUGACGAGGACUCGGACUACGACCAAGAUGACUACGAUGAAGGCGCCAUUGUCUCUGCAGGGAGCCUGGCCCUCUCCAACCCCCGCAGUGGACAGUGGUCACCUGACUACCGCUGCUCGGUGGGCACCUACAACAGCUCUGGAGCCUACCGCUUCAGCUCAGAGGGAGCACAGUCCUCAUUCGAGGACAGCGAGGACGACUUUGACAGGUUUGACACUGACGACGAGCUGUCCUACCGGCGGGACUCGGUCUACAGCUGCGUCACCCUGCCCUACUUCCACAGCUUCCUGCACAUCAAAGGGGGACUGAUGAACACCUGGAAGCAGCGCUGGUGCGUGCUGAAGGACGAGACCUUCCUGUGGUUCCGCGCCAAGCAGGAGGCCCUCAAGCAGGGCUGGCUGCACAAGAAAGGGGGCGGCUCCUCCACGUUGUCCCGUCGCAACUGGAAGCGCCGCUGGUUCGUGCUGCGGCAGAGCAAGCUCAUGUACUUCGAGAACGACAGCGAGGAGAAGCUCAAGGGCACGCUGGACAUGCAUGCCGCCAAAGAGAUCGUGGACAACACGGGGAAGGAGAACGGGAUCGACAUUGUUAUGCCGGAUCGCACCUACCACCUGAUUGCCGAGUCUGCUGAAGAUGCCAGCCAGUGGUUCAGCGUCCUGAGCCAGGUCCACAGCUCCACCGAGCAGGAGAUCCGCGAGAUGCACGACGAGCAGGCCAACCCCCAGAAUGCAGUGGGGACCCUCGACGUCGGGAUGAUCGAUUCUGUGUGCGCCUCCGACAACCCUGAGAGGCCCAACUCGUUCGUGAUCAUCACGGCCAACCGCGUGCUGCACUGCAAUGCGGACACGCCCGAGGAGAUGCACCACUGGAUCACCCUGCUGCAGCGCUCCAAAGGCGACACGCGCGUCGAGGGACAGGAGUUCAUCGUCCGAGGAUGGCUUCACAAGGAGAUGAAGAACAGCAGCAGGGCCUCCUUGAAACUGAAGAAACGCUGGUUCCUGCUCACCCACAACUCCCUGGACUACUACAAGAGCUCAGAGAGGAAUGCCCUCAAGCUGGGCACGCUGGUGCUCAACAGCCUCUGCUCCGUGGUGCCACCCGACGAGAAGGUCUUCAAGGAGACAGGCUACUGGAACGUGAUAGUGUACGGUCGGAAGCACUGUUACCGCCUCUACACAAAGCUUCUCAAUGAGGCCACGCGCUGGUCCAGUGCCAUUCAGAAUGUCAUCGACACCAAGGCCCCUAUUGACACGCCCACCCAGCAGCUCAUACAGGACAUUAAGGAGAACUGCCUGAAUGGCGAGGUGGUGGAGCAGAUCUACAAGAGGAACCCCAUCCUGCGCUACAGUCACCAUCCCUUGCACUCACCCCUGCUCCCCCUGCCCUAUGGAGACAUCCACCUCAGCUUGCUGAAGGACAAGGGCUACACCACUCUCCAGGACGAGGCCCUCAAAGUCUUCAACUCGCUGCAGCACCUGGAGGGCGUGGCCGACCCCGUGCCCAUAAUCCAGGGCAUCCUGCAGACGGGGCAGGACCUGCGGCCCCUGCGCGACGAGCUCUACUGCCAGCUGGUCAAGCAGACGACGCGGGCGCCACAGCUGGGCAGCCCGGGCAACCUGCGCACCUGGCAGAUCCUGGCCUGCAUGAGCUGCACCUUUACCCCGUCCCGCAGCAUCCUCAAGUACCUCAAGUUCCACCUUAAGAGGACCCGGGAGCUCUUCCCCAGCACAGAGAUGGAGAAGUACGCCGCCUUCGCCCACGAGUCCCUGAAGAAGACCAAGACACGGGAGUUCGUUCCGUCCCAGGAGGAGAUCCGCGCCAUCAUCGGCCGGCAGGAGAUGACCACCACGGUGCACUGCCACGGCGGCGGCUCCUGCAAGAUCACCAUCAACUCCCACACCACCGCGGGAGAGGUGGUGGAGAAGCUGAUCCGGGGGUUAGCCAUGGAGGACAGCCGUAACAUGUUCGCCCUGUUCGAGCACAACGACAGCGUCGACAAAGCCAUCGAGAGCCGGACUGUGGUGGCCGACGUCCUGGCCAAGUUUGAGAAGCUCUCAGCUAGCCAAGAGGAGCACAAUACAGGAUGGAAAUUCUAUUUCAAACUCUACUGCUUCCUGGACACUGACAAUGUGCCUAAGGACAGCGUGGAAUUUGCCUUUAUGUUUGAGCAGGCCCACGAGGCAGUGAUCCGUGGCCAGUACCCCGCCCCCGAAGAGACUCUCCAAUUCCUGAGCGCCCUGCGCCUCCAGUACCUGCUGGGAGACUACAGCCCCCAGGCAGCCGUGCCCGAGAUGGGCCAGGUGUUCCCCAUGGGGCGGCUGCGGGCCCGCAUCAGCCAGUCGGCCCGGACGUUUUCGCCCACGGGGCCCGAGCGGGGGGACCGGAAGCGCUCCAGCUUCCUGGAGGGCACCCUGCGCCGAAGCUUCCGCAGCGGCUCGGUCAGCCGGCAGCGGCUGGAGGAGGAGAACAUGCUGGAGGCCUGGAUGCGAGAGGAGAUCGCCGCCGUCCGCGCCAGCCUGCUGGAUAAGUGGAAGAGGCUGCAGUCCAUGACCCAGGAGCAGGCCAUGGUCAAGUACAUGGCCCUGGUGAAGGAGUGGCCCGGGUACGGCUCCACCCUCUUCAACGUGGAGUGUAAGGAUGGCACCUUCCCCCAGGAGCUCUGGUUAGGGGUUAGUGCAGAGGCCAUCUCUCUGUAUAAGCGCGGGGAGCCCCGCCCCCUCGAGGUCUUCCCCUACGAGCACAUUCUGUCCUUCGGGGCACCACUGCCCAAUGCUUACAAGAUCGCAGUGGAGGGCCGGGAGCUGCUCUUCGACACCAGCUUGGUGGUGGACAUUGCCAAGCUCAUGAAAGCCUACAUCAGCAUGAUCGUCAAGAAGCGCUACAGCACCUCCCACUCCGUCAGCAGCCACGGCAGCCAGUGCAGCAGCCGCUGAAAGGGCCGCCUUUGACCUUUGACCUCUGACCUCCGUGGAGCAGAACCGCACCCACGCUGCAGCCUCGCCUGAGAUCUCCUCCCCCCCCAGCCAGCCUGCCUCAGGUCCUCUCCGGACAGCCAAUCAGAGACCUACUUCUUCUGACGUCCGCAGCCGACUCGCAAAAAACAAAAGAGAAAGACAAGAAUGCUUUUUAAUGAGCUCUCCCCGGCUUUUGAGCGCUGCUCGAAAGCAACGUGGGGAAACAUGUUGGGAAAGACGAGGGUGACAGUUAACCUUUAGUAUUUCAUGCCUUUACGAUCGUAUUAGAAGCACAGUGGGGGGGAGGGCGGAUUGUAACUGCCAAGUGUUCUUGUGGCUCACUCGUGCUUAUGUUAAGGAAGUUGCGUUCCUAAGAUUGAUGAAGCCUUUAAUCAGAGCAGUUUCCUCCUCUCCUGAAAGCUCAGGGGUGCCACACUCCGAAGAGGCCAUUAUCUCGGCCACGAUGCGCACUACACAUUUCGACAGCAGCCGAUCCGAUUUCAAGUCAUGACACAAGCAACAGAUACAGAAACGACCGAAUAACAAAACAAUGUUUGUUACAUUCAAGAAGCUUUACUUAAGCGUGUGAGGGACACGAACAGACCACUGCUCGUGAGAGAACCGCUCCAAACGUGCCUUAUUUUGAUAAAGCCCAAACGUUGACAGCAAGCACUUCUGUCUUAGUAGCGUGAAAAGAGAAACUUUUUUCCAAAAUUCAAAGCAAGCAACAUUCUGAGCUGUCUGUUUCAUUCCCUCAGCAAAGUGCUCCUCGGUUUUCUCUCACUAGCUAAGAUGUAACGUCCUCACAACGUAGCUGUUACUUUGCAGCGGCUCCUUAGCUGUGCCCCGGUUUGCAUCAUUUCGCUGGAAGUCCGCAGGCGGCCUUCCACCCAGAGGUUGCCGAAAUUGUGCCUUUUUUUGUAUAAAAUGUACACAUGUACUCGCUCAUCCUGUUUGAUUUCAAAUAUGGUAAUGUGCAAUGUUUUAUAUUAUCAAAUGGCUGUACAUUUUUUAGACAGAAAUUCUAGC